This is a messenger RNA of Alexandromys fortis (reed vole), 3402 nucleotides long. RefSeq names its product catsper channel auxiliary subunit epsilon (gene Catspere). NCBI's taxonomy places the organism in Eukaryota, Metazoa, Chordata, Mammalia, Rodentia, Cricetidae. Gene Ontology annotation, cellular component: sperm principal piece; CatSper complex. Gene Ontology annotation, biological process: sperm capacitation; flagellated sperm motility. Bases 275 to 3133 code for a protein of 952 amino acids. The transcript has 23 exons. The record is from RefSeq and is a predicted model, not a curated record.
UCGAGCAAAGCAGCAACCCUCUCUGCUUUCUGCUUCAGUUCUGAGUUCAAGGUUAUCCUCAGUUACCAAGAGCUUGAGGCCAACCUGUGCUACAGGAGACUAUAUACGGGGGUGCGGAGGAGUGGCUGACUUUCCGGAGACCCUGCGAGUCUUCCCCCUGCGCACGCGCACUCUCUCUCCCCCGCCUUGCGCGUGCACAAGCCAACUGGGACGUCGGAGCGUGCUAACCCGGCUGGCGCAGCCGAGGCGGUUGCUAAGAGGUGGAGUUGGCGCCAUGGCGGCCGGGGCAGUGGCGGUGCUGCUGUGGUGGUUGAGCUGCUGCGGCUUGGCAGUAUGGAGAUAUUCCAUCAAUGGCUCGGACUAUUCCAUUCUUAGUACCAGGAGUUCUAUUCAGCUAGAGUUUGAAGGAACAUCUUUUUCAUCAUGGAGCAUACCAGAGAGUUGUAAAGUUCAAAAUCCAAACUCUCCCACAACACUGUUACAUUGUGCUACACCUGGCGUCCAUACCAUAAAACCAAAUGUCGGAGGCCAAACCCAGGAAGAGGAACGCCAUUUGAUUGUGGGUGAAUCUCAUGUUUGCUUCUUGUGGUAUUUUAAAGUUCUAGAAAAUUUUGAAGAUUUAACCCAGACUGUCACUAUAUGGGUAUAUGAUCCAGAAAUUUCCAGCAGCGAAGAGUUGAAAUGGACUGCGGAGAAACCUUCUCUUAAUUCCAAAAUACUAACCAACUUGUUGAACACCCUGGGGCAACACCCUCACGUUCACACGACAGCGAAGAGGAUCACCUAUGACCCGAAUCCCUUAAGUUUGGAGGGAACCUGGAACGUUACUCUGCCAAUGUCCUCAGAUGAUGUAGUGAAAGAGAUAAGAGGAACCGAAGUGGCUUUCCAAGAUUGUUUCAUUUCCAAUCGCCCCUUCCUUCUGACGUUUCCAUUGUUGAUCCUCUCCUCAGGCCCAGCAGACUUACCAGUCACAGUGCCUGCUGGAAGUCCAUUGAUGCGUGCCAGUGGUGUCUGCGUUUAUACGUUUUCUGUCCUGGUCACUGAAGAUGAAACCUUCCAAACAAAUGAUUCCUUCCUUACCUGGACCAGGAUAAGAGUCCCCCCAGGUAUCCUGAGUGAAACUGACAGGCACAACGUCAGUGAUGUGACCAUACUCAAAGGCGCAAUUGUUUUUAUAAUAAAUGGUGGCAUUUAUGUAAAAACUGAGGGGUCAUUUAGAAGACUGGACAAGAAAGACGGUGCUCCUGAAAGCGGCGUUGUUGGCGUUACAAGAAGAACGUGGUGUAAGGUCAGGUAUUUAUUUAAGUUUGAAAAAAAAAGAAGCAGAAUGGCAAUAUGGACAAAAAGUGAAAUUUAUCUUGGAUAUCCUAAAUUUAAAUAUGAAAAAAUACUAGAUAUCUCAGAACUGAAAGACGUGCUAAAGUUUGGCAGUACCGACGAAGUAGAAAUACAUUAUUUGGCGUACACGUGGCACCCUCUGGAGCUUGCUGCGCUAGUGUCCUAUUGCUCCCCCUGCACUACCACCAAAAAGAUGUUCUUGCUGCUGUAUAACGAGGAUGCACCAAAGUGGGUACUCCAGGACUUCCAACUAGAGGUGCCCGUGGACAGAACAUUGAAAGCAUAUUUCCUUUACUCGGCCCUGCCGGAUUUGAUCGUGUGGGAUGACCGCAGCAUAUACUAUUUCUACCAAAACUACAGCAUUCAUGGAAUUUUAACAGCAGAGUCAGGAGAGAGCGAUCUGUCAAAGUUAUCAGGUGGCAGCAAAAUCCACAACAUCAUUUCAGAUCAUAAAGGGGAUAUUUUGGUAAAAAUGGAAAAUAACAUAAUGUUCUUUUUCAAGUCUGACAUUUCACAUGCAAUCAAGCUACAUGCAUGGAUGAAUACAACAAUAAAGACAGCGUUUUACCAAAACCAACUUACUAAACCUUAUUUGUUAUGUUAUAGUGAUCAAAACGGGCUGCAGCAUCAGGAUUACCCCUUAUAUCAGGAGCUACAAAGUGUAUUUUACAAAACCCCAGAACAAUGCCCAUAUGUGGCAUUUCAACACAAUAUUUUUAGUCAAGUUUACUUUAUGGACAAAGGAACUACCCUGACAUUUUGGACCCAAUUAGUCUACCUAGAAAAUACAGGUCUCAGUAUUGUUGUAGAGCACUACGGCCCAAAUAUAUUGACCUGGACACAGGAAGUCUCCUAUGAGAUUGCCUCGGGCUUCUCCACCAAAAGUAUGUUAACAACAUUUUUUCAGCAAACAAAUUACGAAUUAGUAGAUAAUUACUUCCAGCUACAGCAAAAGAACAUGGGUCUCGUGCUUGUUCAAUUCCGACCUACCGAAUCUUCAAAAAUGUGUCCAGUUUCCAAACAGGCACUUGAAAUUGCUGUCGGAUGUGAUAUAGAUAAAUACAUUGAGGUUAAAGGGUUUAGUAAUACUGAAUGUUACCGCCGGGAUUUUUCUUACGUGAUUGACAAGGAAUAUCUGAGAGAUAAACCACUGGAAAAUAAGAAAGUAAGGUAUGAUGUGGAAAAAUACGGCUGUCCUCAGAGGCUUGAAUUCGAUAUGCCGUUUCAACCUGUGAUACAGCUGUUUAAUGAACAUGGCUUUGUUAGAAUAAUCCAAGCAAAUUUUAUCGUGUGGGAAAUCCACGGCAGGGAUGACUAUACCUUUAAUAAUACUAUGAAGCAGAGUGGUUGCAUAAAUGAAGCGCAGACGUUCAAGUCGAUGAUAGAGCAAAACAAGGACCUCCCACUGGAUCAAGUCUGGGGACCUCAUAACUAUAGGACUUGUUUUUCGUAUACUAUUGGGAAGCCUGGAGACCUAAACCAACCAUAUGAGAUUAUAAACUAUACUAAUAGAAACCAUUUAGUAUGGCCCAUGGACCAUUCUGGAAUGUAUGUGUUUCGUGUGAGAAUCUUGGAUCCAAACUUUAGUUUCUGCAACCUAACAGCUAUUUUUGCGAUCGAGACCUUCGGAGUGAUUCCCCGCCCAAGUUUCUACCUGGUAGCUGCCUUGAUUUUUGUCUUGAUGCUCACGUUCAUCAGUGUUCUAGUUCUGAGCUAUUUCUGGUAUGCGAAGAUUUAUAGGAAAUUUAUUUUUGAGCCACUUCACAAGCCUCCUUCAAAACGGAAGAAGAAUUAGGGAAACCGAGAGUUAAUUCUGGAGAUGUGUGUGUGUGUGUGUAUGUGUGUGUGUGUGUAGACAGAUAUAUAGGUAAUGUACAUAUAUGUAAUUAUAUUAUGAAUGUGUUUGACUAAGAAACAUUAAAUAUAGCUCAUACUAUUAUUAAAUUCAAGAUCUGAAAAAUGUUCUUAAAUUACUCCCUCAAAUAACAUACAUUAUUAUGUUUGUUAUCAUUAUUAUUCAUUUAAAAAUAUCAUACACUGUUACAUUGCAUUUAAAAAAUAAAA